Colias croceus (clouded yellow) is the source of this 2333-nucleotide messenger RNA. It is a transcript of the gene Cap-d3, whose product is annotated as glycosyltransferase 25 family member. The transcript is spliced from 10 exons. Bases 128 to 1819 code for a protein of 563 amino acids. The record is from RefSeq and is a predicted model, not a curated record. Gene Ontology annotation, molecular function: procollagen galactosyltransferase activity. NCBI's taxonomy places the organism in Eukaryota, Metazoa, Arthropoda, Insecta, Lepidoptera, Pieridae.
ACUGGAACAGGAACACACACGUAUUGAGAUCGAAGGGUGACCUUUUUGUAUUGCUGUUUGCUGAAUGCGGCAUAUUUAAACAUUACAGAAGUUUCGUCAUUUAAUGGAAACUAUUAAAUAAUUCACAAUGCUUUAUAAUAUUAUAUCUGUAUUUAGUGUUUUACUUUCAACGUGCUGCGGAGAAAUAGAAUAUAUUAAACCAAACGAGAAAUGGCCAACGGUUGGAAUUUCAAUUCUCGUUCGCAAUAAAGCUUAUUCCUUACCGUAUUUCCUUUCUAGCUUGUUGCAAUUAGAUUAUCCUAAGGACAGAAUAUAUUUAUGGAUCUACAGUGAUUACAACACAGAUAAUAGUGAAGAUAUCCUACAGGAGUGGACAGCAGCACAUGAAACCGAAUACCGGCAAAUAUUCUAUAAAAGUAAUACAACUCACACAAUGCAUGGUGACCAAGAAACACCAACACAUUGGAGUCAGCAGCGGUAUACACAUGUUAUAGCGUUGAGGGAAAAAGCUCUCAGGUUUGCAAGGGAUAUGUGGACGGAUUAUUUAUUUAUGCUUGAUGCAGAUGUUAUUUUAACAGAACCACUUACAUUGAAAUACCUUAUCAAUAAAGAAUAUCCCAUUGCAUCACCUAUGCUUGUAUCAGAUGGAGCUUAUUCAAACUUUUGGUGUGGUAUGGAUGAAUACUAUUACUAUAAGAGGACUGAAGAUUAUCGGCCCAUAUUACGAUACAAGAAAGUUGGAUGUUUUGAUGUACCAAUGGUACACUCUGCUGUGUUAAUAAACUUGAAUUAUAAGAAAUCUGAUUUGCUGACAUACCAACCAAAGAAUAUAAAAAAUUACAAUGGACCUGAAGAUGAUAUUAUAGCAUUUGCAAUCAGUGCAACAAAGGCGGGAAUACCCAUGUAUAUAUGCAAUGAUCACAUAUAUGGCUUCGUACCAGUGCCGCUGGAAAAGGACAGUUAUCACUUGGAAGACUUUGAGGAAAUGCUCAAUGUCAAAAUGGAAAUGCUCGGGCGAGGGAAACACGUACCCCUCGAGAAAGAUCUCGAAAAAUAUGUCAAAUAUCCAACGCCUGGGAAGCUCAUGUGUGACGAGAUAUUUAUGAUAAAUUUGGAACGAAGGAAGGAAAGGCGCUUGCUAAUGGAAGCCAGUUUUAAGGAGCUCGGGCUAAAUGUGACUCUGUUUAAAGCCAUUGACGGCAAGAAGAUGAGUAAUGAAGACGUUCUUAAGUACAACAUAAAACUUUUGCCAAAUUAUGAGGAUCCAUAUCACAAAAGGCCAAUGAAAGCUGGUGAAAUUGGUUGUUUCUUGAGUCAUUAUGAAAUUUGGAAGAAGAUUUUGGAGAACAACUAUGAAACUGCGCUCAUUUUGGAAGACGAUAUUCACUUUGUGCCAUUCUUUAGGCAGAAGUUUCUACGAAUGCUUGAUGAGAUCAAAGAUAUUGAAUGGGACCUUGUUUACAUCGGGCGCAAGAUCCUGCUGGACAGCGAGGAGCAGCGGGUGACUCAGCACACGACGAGGCCAUUGUACUCGUACUGGACGCUCGGCUAUGUGCUCCGGCUUAGCGGCGCCAGGAAACUGAUCGACGCCGAACCCCUGGCCAAGCUACUGCCAGUGGACGAGUACCUGCCCAUCAUGUUUGACGAACACCCAACGCACGAAUGGUCAAAACAUUUUCCUGUACGCAAUUUGAAAGCACUAUCCGCGGCACCGUUGCUAGUUCACCCGACGCACUACACCGGGGAGGAAGGCUACAUAAGCGACACCGAAGACUCUAUAGUCGUGUACGAUAAAGACAAACCAAGGACUGACUUGUAACUUCUCUCUUAUGACUAAUUCCUUGAUUUCAACGCACUCAGGCGUCAGUUUGAAAUAUAAAUAAUUGUUGUUUCGUGGUGACAUUACUUAAUAUAUAGGUUAGGAAACAUGUGUAGUUAAAUAUUUACUUAACUUAGUUGUAGAUUGGACUCACCGGUAUAUUGAUUUAUUAUCGUGAUGAAAUAACUGAAUUUAAUUACAUGUAUUAAACCUUUUAAUUGAUAACCAUUUAAGUAAGUUUAUUAACAAACCAUUGAUAAGUAUGGCGGCCAUAUUUUAUAGUCAUUUUAUAAAUUAGUUAAGAUUUUGUUUACUUUUUGACAUACUGAUUUAUCUGUAAUUAAAUUUCAUUAUUAACUAUAUACUUAAUAGCUUUAUAGUGUACAAGCAUUCAAAAUGCAUUUAUUUUAUAUGAUAUUUUAUAUAAUAAGAAAAUCUCUAAUAUAUUGUGUGCCAUAAUUUGUAAGUUCCUUUAUUCGAAACAUUUGUAUAAUUAAUAAAAUACCAAAGCAUG